AGAACGACUCGUCUCCGUAAGGUAUGUACCACUGUCCCACUGCACCGUACCAUACGGUACGAAGUAUACCCCCCCAGGUCCCUUGCGGAGCGGAUACCACUACCACCUGCACCUGCCUUCGGCCCCAGACCCGCGUCGUCCUUGUGCCUUUGUCCCCAUCUUCCCUCGGCGUAGCAACAAGACGAAAGGCACCGCUCCUCUUCUCGUUUUCUUCUUAAACCUCUCCAUCCAAACUCUCUUCCUCCCCCACCAACUUUCCUCUUCCCCAUCCUCUUUGUUUGUUCUCCAUUCUGUCCUUUGGAGCGCAUCAAUACCAUCACAUCAAUCAAAAUGGCACCCAGAGUUAUCGUCGUUGGCGGUGGUCUGUCCGGCUUGAGUGCCGCGCAUACCAUCUACCUCGCAGGAGGCAACGUUGUCGUUCUCGACAAGCAGGGCUUCUUCGGAGGCAACUCCACAAAGGCCACUUCUGGCAUCAACGGCGCCUUGACGCGGACACAGGUCGACACCGGAAUUGCCGACAGCGUCAAGCAGUUCUAUGAUGAUACCCUCAAGUCUGCUCGUGACAAGGCCCGCCCCGACCUGAUCAAGGUUCUUACCUACAAGUCCGCUGCUGCCGUCGAAUGGCUUCAGGAUGUCUUCAACCUGGACCUUACUCUCGUUUCGCGGUUAGGAGGUCACUCCCAGCCCCGUACCCACCGUGGUCACGAUGCCAAGUUCCCCGGUAUGGCCAUCACAUAUGCCCUCAUGCAGAGACUCGAGGAGCUCGCUGAGACCGAGCCCGAGCGUGUCGAGAUCAUCAAGAAGGCCCGCGUUACCGGCCUGAACAAGGACGGCAACACCAUCACUGGUGUUUCAUACGAGUUCAACGGCGAGGAGCAAAAGGUUGACGGACCCGUCAUCCUUGCCACCGGUGGUUACGCUGCCGACUUUGGCGAGACCUCCCUUCUCAAGAAGCACCGUCCCGAUACUUUCGGCCUCGCCACCACCAACGGCACCCACGCCACUGGUGACGGUCAGAAGAUGGUCAUGGCCAUCGGCGGUAACGGUAUUGACAUGGACAAGGUCCAGGUCCACCCUACCGGUCUGGUUGAUCCCAAGGACCCCGGUUCCAAGUGGAAGUUCUUGGCUGCUGAGGCCCUUCGUGGUGAGGGUGGUCUCCUUCUCAACGCAGACGGUGAUCGUUUCUGCGACGAGCUUGGCCACCGUGACUACGUCUCCGGCAUGAUGUGGAAGGAGAAGGACAAGAACAAGUUCCCCAUUAGACUCAUCCUCAACUCCAAGGCCUCUAAGGUCCUUGACUUCCACACUCGCCACUACUCUGGCCGUGGUCUGAUGAAGAAGAUGACCGGUGCUGAGCUGGCCAAGGAGAUUGGCUGCUCCCCCGACCACCUCCAGAAGACCUUCACCACCUACAACGCCAUUGCCGAUGGCAAGCAGAAGGACCCUUGGGGCAAGAAGUUCUUCCACAACCUGCCCGUCGACAUCAACGAUGACUUCCACGUCGCGCUGAUGGAGCCUGUUCUCCACUUCACCAUGGGUGGUAUCGAGAUCAACGACAAGGCCCAGGUCUUGAACAGCGAGCAGAAGCCCUUCGACGGUCUGUUCGCCUGUGGUGAGCUUGCUGGUGGUGUUCACGGUGCCAACCGUCUUGGUGGCUCUUCCCUACUUGGCUGCGUCGUCUACGGCCGUGUUGCCGGUGACACCGCCAGCAACUACCUCUUCCAGCAGGCCCUUAACGGCGUAGGAGGUGCCACCUCCCGUCUCGGCCAGAUCUCACUACACCUGGACCCCGCCCAGCCUGGUCGCGUCACGAUCGACUGGAACAACGGUGGUGGCUCCGGCGGCCAGGGUAUCCCUGCCCAGCAGACCACAUCGGCCGCCGGCCCCACGCCCGAGAAGGCGGACGGCCAGAAGGCUUCCAAGCCCAACAACCCCAAGGAGUUCUCCGUUCCCGAGAAGGAGUUCUCUAUGGAGGAGGUUGCCAAGCACAACACCAAGGAGGACCUGUGGGUCGUCGUCAAGGGUGUUGUGAUGGAUCUCUCAAACUGGCUCGAGGAGCACCCCGGUGGACCCCAGGCCAUCAUGAACUUCAUGGGCCGCGACGCCACUGAGGAGUUUGAGAUGCUGCACGACGACGAGGUUAUCCCCAAGUACGCACCACAGCAGGUGAUUGGCCGCGUAAAGGGCCAGACGCCGAGUUUGGAGCUGUAAAUUUUGAGACGAUCAUUUACGACGAGCGCACGACGGAAUCUUGGCUUUGGGUAAAACAGUGAUAACCGGAGUAACGGGUGCGCAUUGGCGCGCUUUUUUGAAUUUGGGCAUUUUUCUCACAUCUAGGGAAUGUAUUCAUAGAUACAUGUUGUAGUCUCUUGGAUUCAAUGGAAC
Messenger RNA from Colletotrichum scovillei, 2385 nucleotides. Its product is annotated as flavocytochrome c. Bases 331 to 2211 code for a protein of 626 amino acids. Gene Ontology annotation, molecular function: oxidoreductase activity; FMN binding. The record is from RefSeq and is a predicted model, not a curated record. The transcript is spliced from 4 exons. NCBI's taxonomy places the organism in Eukaryota, Fungi, Ascomycota, Sordariomycetes, Glomerellales, Glomerellaceae.